Molecule: messenger RNA, 159 nt
Organism: Paramecium primaurelia
Lineage: Eukaryota; Ciliophora; Oligohymenophorea; Peniculida; Parameciidae
Source: the annotation of a GenBank genome assembly
AUGAAAGGGCUAACCCAAUUUUUAACGCCAAAAAAAGUUAAAUGUGGAUGUUCGAUUAAUCAUUUAAUACCUUUCUAAUAAAUAAUGAGGUUAAGAAGUGAUCAGAAAAAUUGGAAACAUUUGUAAUUUAAAUAUGAUAUUUUUAGAAUACAAAAUUGA